UGACUGUUUCAGGUUUUGUGUGUAUUCCACAGAAACAUGGCGGAUGACGAGUUAGAAGCUUUGAGAGCCCAAAGAAUGGCACAGUUACAGUCCCAAUAUGGGGGCGGUGCUGGACAGCCGAGUCAGGAGGAGCGGGAGGAGAAGGCCCAACAGAUGAAGGAGAUGAAGAAUUCCAUCCUUAGUCAGGUCCUUGAUCAGGAGGCCAGAGCACGAUUAAACACAAUAGCUCUUGCUAAACCAGAAAAAGCGCAAAGGGUGGAAAACAUGCUUUGUCAGAUGGCACAGACAGGACAAAUUCAGAAUAAGAUUGGGGAGCAGCAACUGAAAAGUUUGUUGGAAAGGGUUUCUGAACAAACAUCAAAGAAGACUACAGUAAAGUUUAAGCGGAGAGGAUUGGAUGAUUCGGAUGAAGACUAGAGUACAUGCUGUUAACGACUGGAUGCUGGGCUGUAGUGCUGAAUGAAUCCAUGUGUCAGACUUGAUUUACCUGUGUGCUUUAUAAGUGAUGUACAUUCUGUGCUUGUUAUUCUAGUGUGUAAGGCUUCUGAGAACUUACAUGUAGCGCCCCAGAUUGGGAAAAGUAUCUCGGACUCUCCGAUCUUACAGCCUACCUGUCCACAUUAAAGCUGGAAGGACUCGUGUGAUAUCACAACCCCUGUCAGUUGUCAUCAGUUAGUCUUUUUUAUCCUAAUGAAUCAUAGUGAUCUAAAUUUCAUUAUAUUAUAAAGUGAAUAAAUUAUUUAUUAUUUCA
Messenger RNA from Ostrea edulis (European flat oyster), 751 nucleotides. Its product is annotated as programmed cell death protein 5-like. The coding region runs from base 37 to 417 and encodes 126 amino acids. The record is from RefSeq and is a predicted model, not a curated record. Gene Ontology annotation, cellular component: nucleus; cytosol. NCBI's taxonomy places the organism in Eukaryota, Metazoa, Mollusca, Bivalvia, Ostreida, Ostreidae. Gene Ontology annotation, molecular function: DNA binding. The transcript has 5 exons.